Molecule: messenger RNA, 1815 nt
Organism: Larimichthys crocea (large yellow croaker)
Lineage: Eukaryota; Metazoa; Chordata; Actinopteri; Sciaenidae
Exons: 10
Coding region: 257-1294 (345 amino acids)
Biological process (GO): positive regulation of T cell proliferation; cell surface receptor signaling pathway; T cell costimulation
Cellular component (GO): external side of plasma membrane
Source: RefSeq, a predicted model, not a curated record
CUCAAAUCUUCUUUAAUCUCACCAACAUAUUCCGGAGGAAGAGGAGAAGGUCAAGAUGUUUCCUCUGUGUGUUUUGCUCAUGUUGCUGUGUCUUCACUGUGGAAAUAUCUGCAGUGUAUUUGUGUCCUCACCUUUUCCAUCCUCCUCUUUUUCUAACUGUGCCAAGCAUCUCUGCCAUCUCUCUGCAUGAUUUUUUCUGUCUUGUACAACUUCUGUUUUUCUGUCCUCCAUUUCUUUUUGUCCAGCCAUUCAUGUAAUGCAGAUGGUGAACAUUCAGGUGGAGUUUGGGGAGCCUGCCAUCUUGCCCUGUAAUGGCUCGGCCUACUUAGACGAAAAACUGGAUCUGAAUGUCCAGUGGGAGGCGAUGGGGCAGGACGUGGCAAUUCUGAGUGAAGGAGGGCUAAGCGUGGGGGACCAAUUUGAAGGCCGUGUCCUGUUGCACUCAGAAGAGAAGCUCUGGGAAGGAGACUGGUCUGUGGUCCUCGAGCACACAAUUCUCAGUGACACUGACAUGUAUGAGUGCAUUUUGCAAGGAAGAAAAACCAUUUCGACAGUAUGGCUCGAAGUCGUGGCACCGCAUGUUGAGCGCUCGCAAGUGGUGUUUGAGGGGGCCACGGUGUAUCUACCAUGUUUUAUUCCGAUCUCCAGAAACCAGUCCCCCAAUGAUCUGCAGGUCUGGUGGACCAGGAAUGGCAGCACUAUAGAGUCAACAACAAAGGAGGCUUUGAUUCCUACCACUUUGGUGUAUAAUUCGGAUCGGGUUGCUUUGUUGGAUUACACUAAAGGAGAAUUGUAUCUUCAUAUAGACUCAACAGUUAUGAGUGACAAUGGAGAAUACAGCUGCUUGUAUAAAACCAGAGAUUCUGAUGAUCCCAAACCUGGGAUCCCAGAGAGCAUAAUACUGGUUGUGCUGGAAACAACCCCUGCAGAAUUUGUUUCCCACCCUGAUGAGACAGCCACAGCAGCCACAGCAACGGAGGACUGGCUCAAUACUACACAUGAGUUUGCGAUAACGUGGACAGAAGAGGUGACUGAUGUCGAAACCACCGAAUCCCCACUUAUACCUGUUUUCUUGGAAGAUUCCACACAGCCAAUAAAAGUAAUGACAGAGUCACAGCCAAUGGAAGCCUUUGAGGAGACGGUGACAUCAUUCCCGGAUGAAGAUCCCCCGGAGACAUCAACUGAGUCUUCCCAGUGGGACAAUCUCCCAUGGGUACGGAUUGUACUCAUCGCUGGAGUCCUGCUGGUCACAACGGUGGUCCUGUGUAUUCUGGGAGCUCGAGGGAAAAUCUGAAAGAUACAACAAGAUAGACGGAUUCUAACUUCUCCCAUUCAGCUGACCUACGCACUUGAAAGGGUUUGAGUCAGUUUCUCAGGAAGGAAGAAGAAGAAGAAGAAGGAGAAGGAGAAGAAGAAGAAGAAGCAGAAGAAGAAGGGGUUACAGUGACUGGGCUCACCAUUGGGCUCACCAAUCACUAGACCAUGAACUGAAUGUGGACAAUAUACAAGCUAUCAAUAAGUACACAUUUGGGACUCUGUAAAUGACUGACAGUAAAAGGACACAGUACUUGUAGGAAAGCAUAUGUCCAUCAGUAAGAGUGUUUGUUUGUGUGAAAAUAUUUAUUUAUUGUCUAUAUAGUGGUUCUGUUUGUUUGGUCCACUUUAAAUGGAUGCUCAGGAAUUUUAACAGGAAGCUAGGUGGCUUUGUGGAUGGGAUUUCAGGACCUUAAAACCUACCUUUGUUUUUCCAUGACACUGAGGCCAUGUUACUUAUGCUAUACAUAUAUAUGUGUGUUAUAUUCAACAGAAAAUAAA